Messenger RNA from Camarhynchus parvulus, 5159 nucleotides. RefSeq names its product podocalyxin like (gene PODXL). The record is from RefSeq and is a predicted model, not a curated record. Gene Ontology annotation, cellular component: microvillus membrane; apical plasma membrane. NCBI's taxonomy places the organism in Eukaryota, Metazoa, Chordata, Aves, Passeriformes, Thraupidae. The transcript is spliced from 9 exons. Bases 54 to 1805 code for a protein of 583 amino acids. Gene Ontology annotation, biological process: negative regulation of cell-cell adhesion; cell migration; regulation of microvillus assembly.
CCCGCCGGGAGAGAGCGCCGGGAGCCGCGCCGGGACGGCCGCGCCGAGGCACCAUGCGGGCUGCGGGGCUGCUGCCGCUGCUGCCGCUGCUGCUGCUCGGUGUCAGCUCUCAGGAUAAUACAGACCCAGGACAAGCCUCGACCACCAAAACCACAGAAACCACCACAGUGACCCAGCCUGCAAGCACUAGAGAGACCUCACCAGCCAACCCUGCACCAGCAACCACCACACUCAAAGCCACCACCACUGCCACGACUCAGCCCAUCGUGUCAGCAACCACCUCUGCUCAGAGCAUCACCACCACCACCACCAGCCCAACCAACCCAGGAACGGCUCCGUCCCCCACUGCUACAUCUCCUGCCACGGUGGCAAGGACCACCCCCACAACAUCAGGGACCACAUUGUCUGCUGCCAUCCCGCCAGCCCGCAUGCCUGGGCAGGACAGCCCCUCACAGAGCACCGCUAACCCCAAAACCAGCCCUGCUGCAAGCCCCACUGCUCAACAGCAGCCUGGCCCUACAGCCAGUUCAGGAAGCUUGGGCACUACCACUGCUGCAAAAUCUGUCGUCACUGAUCCAACCAGUCCUCCAGGAACUACAGGGGCUGUUGGCACAUCCUCUCCCACCACAGAGCCUCAGGGAAAGCAGCCUUUGGAUCAGGAUCAUAAACCUAACACCACUGUGAGCACCACAGUGACGAGGACUGAGCCUUCCCAAAGCUCCAAGGACUGUGCUGUGCCUCCUCCACAGUGUCCCACCAAGCAGCCUCCUCCUUCUUCCAGUUCUCCAGCCCAGGGAUCAAUCCCUUCCACCAGUCCUGGAAGCACCAAAACUGUUACCCCUCUGACUGGAUCCCUGUCCCCCAGCACCACUCCGAUGUCCCAACAUGGCAGCAAAGACACAGUCCCAGAUGCAACCACCACGACAGCUCCUGGGCCAGGGGAGCCAGACCAGAGCACCCAGGACGCUGGACCUGCAUCAGCCAAACCCAGCAGUGCCUCCCAGAGCCCUGCCAGUGCCCAGCCUCCAGCCCCGGGGGACCAGCCAGACCAGGCACAGAGCUGCACUUCUGGCCACCCACAACCCAACAUUUCUUCCUCAAAUGAGCUCAUCUGUAAAGAACAGGUGCAACAUACCAGGCCCACCAUCCACCUGAAAGAACCCAGAACCUGUGAUGAGUGGAUGGCUGCCAGCAAGAACAACUCCUUCUAUGAGAGCUUCUGCUCCACGGCCCAGCAGGCGUUUGAUGCCAGCAGGGACUGGUGCACGGUGGUGCUGACGUCCUGCGAGAGACCCUCCCGCCACUGGGCCGUGCGGGUGGUCCUGCACUUUCCCCUGGACUCUGGAGAAGUCCUCGUGCAGCUGAUGGAGAAGAAGGACAGGUUAGAGGAGCUCGGCAUCAUCAACGUCACCUCUGACAAAAUGGUGGAGGACAUGACCAUCAAGGACGAGUUCAGCACACCCCUGAUCAUCACCAUCAUCACCCUGGCCGGGUCCCUGCUGCUCGUCGCGGCCAUCUACGGCUGCCACCAGCGCCUCUCCCAAAAGAAGGACCAGAACAUCCACCCUGAUGUCCCCGGGUUUGAUGAUGGACAUGUGGCCCUGAUCUUUAAUCGCCUGACCGAGGAGAUGCAGACCAUGGAGAAUGGCUACCAUGACAACCCCACGCUGGAGGUGAUGGAGACCUCCUCUGAAAUGCAGGAGAAGAAGGUGAACCUCAACGGUGAGCUGGGGGACAGCUGGAUCGUUCCUCUGGACACCCUCAUGAAGGAGGACCUGGAGGAAGAGGAGGACACGCAUUUAUAGGAUGCAGAACUUGAUCAAGAGAAAAACAACCACCCCCCACCAAAAAAAACCCCACAAACCCUACACACACACACACAGAGCUCCAAAAUAAGGCAAAAUUCCCCCCAAAAGCAGAAAAUCUCUUAAUGAAUUAAUUGUGGCCCCUUGUGCCACCACAUGGGGUGCAGGAUGGAAGAGAAAAGGACGUGAGAAGACACCUCUGGGGCACAACAACACAAGCCACUUUGGUGGCCACAUCUGGCCAAGGAUCCUCCAACUCCCACCCCCGUCCCACGCCAGACCUGACCAGCCAUGGGCAAACAGGGUGGCUCUGCUCCUGAAGAGCUGCUGGUGUCUCCUCCAAGCAUGUCCCCUCCCAUCCCACAUCUGACCAUGCCAGCCACAUCCUCCAGCUACUGAAUGACUCAAAAAUCAAGAGAAAUAAAAUAAAUAGGACGAGAGAUGGAGUGCAUCUGACAGCAAAGCAGCACCUGGCAGUUACAGCUCGACAAAUCCUCUGGCCCACGCUGUUUAGUCAUCACCCUGCCCUCCCUGACACCCAGGUAGUGAAUGAAAAAAGCUGGAACAGCCUGUUCCUUUUUAAUCCAGUUUCCAGCCUCUCCCCAGAGCUGAAACGCACAUGAGCCCCUCGUUGUGCCACAGGCAAAUGGAUGCAUCCUGACCCAGUGGGAUGGCAGGGAUGCAGCAGUGCCAAGUGAUGAUCAGCCCCCGUGCCAAGGGCUGAGGAACAGAUCCUGCACCCACGUGCAGACCAAGAGAGCUGCAGCAGCUUCUUGUUUUGAAAGGAUGAGAUGGAGUGAGAGGAAAAGGAGAUAUUCCUUGAGGUUAUCCCUCUUUAGGAAGGGUGUGGUGAGCAAGAGGGAUGCCUGGUCUCUAGCCCAGGUGUGAUGUUGGGGGUUUUGUGGUGCAGGAGCCCAGCUCUGGUGCUGCAUUUCCCUCUGGAAGGAUCACUUGCCUUCCAGGAAUUACAAGCAGCAUCUCACAGUCCUCAUCCAUCCUCCACGAGACUGUGGGACACAGGCACCACGAUGGUUUGUGAUUUUUGAGGGCACAUUUUCCUGCAUGAGCAGCAGAAGAGGUAGAAGAGCAGCAGAACGUGAGCCAGGAAGCUCAGUGGCAUUCAGGUGGCCUUGGUGUUUCACACCCUCAAGGUUUAAAAGCUCAGCCUCAAGCUCUUCUUCACAAGCCACUAAAAUAUCAGAGACCUGCAAAGCAACUUCCAGCUCAGCAGCAAAGCUGGGGCUGAGCUUUGUCCUGCAGCCCUUGGUCUGUCACCCAGGUCUCCCUGUGCUGAAGCCUUUCGAGGGGAGAAGAAAAACAUGGCUGGACUGAGGCCAUUUCUGGAUUUUGAUUCCCCACCACAGCUCUAAAAGGUUGGGGAGAGUUUCAUGUCUUUGCUCUGGUGAAGCAGCUCAGUGCUGGCAGAGGCAGGGAUCAUCCUCCAGCUGGGGUCCAUCCUCCAGUACACGAGGACCAGAAGGUGACUGGGCUGAGUCCCUCUCCCAGAGUGAGGAUGGUGCUUGUCCCAAACCCUCUGCAAGCCAGAGGAGCUGCAGAUCAGAGCGAUGCCCAAACACAGCCCUGCUCCUCUGCUUGCCAUAAACCAAGGCACAAUGGGGACAUUUCCUCUGGGCUCUGCCACCAAGUCAACCCGCCUGGGAUCUGCUCCCACGGCUGCCCUGAAUGAGGGGAAAAGCAGAGCCAAGCAAUGGGAAGCCUGGAGAAACCCUGGUGGGGUUGGGAGUACUCAGGAAGGAGGGGAUUGGGGUGUUUUGCUCAGCCCCAGGACAGACAGGCACUGGCAGAAGAUACAAGUGGCUCUUCCCCCUUCUGUCCUGCACUGAAGGGCAGAGUCUGAAGUGUUCAAACCUUUCUAUUUUUGUAUGUAAAUAUUCCUGCUAUUCAUUAGCAAUGUAUUCCGCACAUUUCACUUACCUGUGCACUGCACUACGGGGAAGUAAUUUUGGAGGGGAGGGGAAAUAACAAAUAAAUUAAAAAAAAAAAUUAAAAUCUUAAAAAUAAAAAAAAAAAAAAAAAAAAGCUAAAGGCCAGCCUGGUAGGAGAUAAAAAUUUGACAUGAAGCAGAAAAACACCUCUUGCCCAGGUAACUUUGUGCCACAGCUUUGUCCCUGUUCUGGCAGCAUCAAGUUCAGCUCUUUAACACAGCCACGAGUCUCAGAGAAUGGACCUCAGCAUCCACAACUGCUCCUGUGAGCAAUGUGGCCUCCCAGCUGCCCUGACAGACAAGCAGCAGGUCCAUUCCUCACAUUUCUGUCCUUCCCAGAAAACAAACACGGGGCAGCAGCAAUGCUGUGGCCACCAGGGCUGAGUUGCCAUGAGGACACCCCUGGAUGGCAUCUCCAGGCUUUGGCAUGUGCCUAAAGAUUCCCCCUUCCCAGCAAAGAGAUGCCAAAGUGCUUUAAUGACUCAGGUCCAAAGACUUUCCAAGAGAAUCCUACAGAGGCUUGAGAUCAAGUAACUUUAAAUCUUCCCGAGCAGAGACCAGUGAGGAUAUUAACUGCUCAGCAAGUGCUUAUAGUGAUUUAUAUUUGAAUAGGAAUUGUACAUUUAUUUAUUUUUCCAGACACCAUAUUUUUAAACCACUAAUAUUUUAUAGUAGAUUUUCCUUCCCCUAUUUAAAAGAACUAUUUCCACAGGAAAAGAAAAUAGUACUUUUGUUUUUUUAGUGUUGAGAACAUUCUUUUUUUGGGAAAAAAAAAAUCAAGUAGGAAAUGCAGCAAUGAGCAUCUUUGGCCUUAACCCUUCCCUUUGUAGACUGUAGCCAUAAUUGUUAGACCAAAAAUAAUAAAUAAAAAAUAAGAUUUACCGAGGCAUUUCCUUCCUCCCUGCCCCUCCUCCCUUCCCUGUGCUUCUCUUCUCUGCCCCAAACCAGCUUUAACAUCCCACACAUUGUACCAAGAGAUUCCUGCUCUUACCUUUCGGCGAGAGCUUUACAAGCAGCUCAGAUGUCCUUGCAAGAGACUUUUCUAUUUUCAGAUUCAAGAGGAAGCGUGUAAAUACUUUAGGAGCAUUUUAUCUCCCGCUCACAGUGCCGUGACCCAGCUGAUGAGGUUGAUACUGUGACUGCUGCCUACACAAGACACACAGAAGUCAUAAUCCAUGAGGGACUGGUGAAGGAAAACCUAAUUCCCCAGGUGGUUACCUGUUGAACCUUGCACAUAUAGUAGAGCUCUUACAUCCUGUGUGUAGCAGCACCUCUCACGGGGACAGGAGUCUGAUUUACACUGGAAUUUACUGAGGAACUGGAUUGUAAGAGAUUAUUCUUGCAUUUUCCUACAAAUAUAUUUUGAGAGCAUCAUGUAUUUCUGUCAAUAAACAUUCUUAUGUAAAAGA